AACAAACAUGGCGGCUGAGGUAAUAACAUCGAAGCGUAUGUGUGUUUUUCUGCGUCUCUCUUGUUGACGCCGUUCGAUUUUUACGGUUUAACACUUUUUUGAAACCGUAUUUCUGAGCCGAGGAAACGCUUCCGGAUCAUUCGACGAUCGGAGAGAAGAAAACUACAUCGAGGAAAUGAAACGGAAGUGUGCGUCUCUCGUUUGAAACAAAACAUCCGCCUCUUGGAACGCGUGUGUAUGUUGUGUGUGAUGGACAGAACAUGAACAAGAAGGCGUGUUGUGGUGAAACAAAGCGGGGGAUGGCGGAGGGUUUCGGGUAACGCACCGGGACGAGCUGCCGGUCCGAACAAGAUGUAACACCCGAGUGUCUCAGCUCGUACACAGACUUCACCGCGGAGACAAGCUGAGGGAGGGAGGACACCAGGGAGGACAGCAUGGGGCUGGUGAACUUUGUCCUCUCCACGGUUGGAAAAUGUCUGGACGCCGUGUGUCUCCUCCUGGACCUGAACUUCUUGGUGGUCCACACCGUUGUGCGGACCCUGCUGGCGGUGGUCACCUUCAUCACCAGCCUGCCCACCCUCCUCCUCACCUCGGUGCUGGAGCUGGCCAACUUCCUGGUCUUCUGCCUGGUGUCCGCAGCGGAGGCGACCACCACCGUGGCCCAGGGCACCGUCACCAUGCUGGGGGGCCUGCUGCUGGCCCUGGAGGGGCUGCUGGAGAGCCUGAAGAUGGUGGGCUACCUGUCCAUGCACGUCCUCCUCCGCGGGAAGGAGCACCUGUGUCGGGGGGUGCUCUCCAUGCUGGAGGGCUGCGGCAUCGCGGUGUCCCUGGUGGUCUACUUCACCAACACCGUGGUGAACUACGCGCUCAUCGCCACGCAGAACGUGUACAUGGCGGUGGCGGGGGUCUGGCACACGGUCUCCAGCCCCCUGCUGAAGGUGCUGGAGCUGACCCUGACCUCCUUGACCUUUCUGUACAGCAGCCUGGCUGGGACCUCGGCCUUCCUGUGGUCGCCCUGCCAGCUGCUGCUGGACUUCCUGGUUUCUCUGGUGCACAUCUUCAUCAGCAUCUUCAUCCUGAACAUCUACGGCCUCGUGCUCACCGCCACCAUCGCCCUGACGACCACGGUCUACCUGAACCCGCAGCUGACCCGACAGGCCGCCGCACAAACCGUGGAUUACGUGAACUCUUUUCAUGGUGUCCACCGCCUUGCUUCAGCCGCGCAGGGCCUCCCACAUCUGCUGCGUGGUAACAUGCGGCGCCUGCGGAGGAUUCUCCAUCACCUCUACCUGCUGGAGACACGACUCAUGGAGCAUUUGUCUCGACACUUCAGCCAAAUAGGCCGGGCGCUGGACGGCAACCCUCAGGAGGAGCGGCGAGGCCCGCCAGACGGACGAGCCGGGGACGGAGCCCACCAGGAGAUGCAGGAUUUGGUCUUCCCCUCCUCCAGUACGGACAGACCCCUGAAGAAGGUGUCGUCUCCGGACAGAGGCGGCAAACCUCUGCCUGAGGACAAUCUGCUGACUCUGCUGAAGGAGCAGGAGGACAGGAAGAAGUGUGUGAUCUGUCAGGACUGCACCAAGACGGUGGUGCUGCUGCCGUGCCGACACCUGUGCCUGUGUAGAGAGUGUACCGACAUCGUGCUGAGGCAACCCGUCUGGCAGCAGAAGUGUCCUCUGUGCCGCCGCUUCAUCUUCAAAACUAUGGACGUCUAUCUAUGAGGGACCAGGGGAUCUAGAGGCUGCUGACAAUCAGUAUCUACACUUACAAGUUCUAACACCACUGAAAUAAUGUUGUAUGACUUUUGUUUUACUGGGUUUCCUUAUACAUAUGUUGAUAUUCUAAAUGGAAAAAAUAAUUCUGUCAAUAAAUCCCAUAAGCAAGACAAUGAAUCUUCGCAGACAGCUCGUACAUAUAUUGUUUCUGAUGUUAAAAAACACUUAACUCUGUGGUUUUUGGGGAAUUGAGUAAAGGCAAUACUUGUUAGUGGAUCAAUUUGUCAAGGGCUUAAUUUGUUAAUAGGGAUUUACUGAUAAUAAAAAAUUGAGACUAUCCGCAGACAUAUCUCCUAAAAUCUUGUUUCAGAUCUGUGUGGUCAGUUCAGAGGAGAAAUACUAAAGUAAAGAUGCGAACAGGAAAUUAUAUAAUACUUACGCCCUCAGAUGCUUUGGAUGAUAAAAUGGCACAACAAAAUAAAGACGAGGGUUGCAGUGUAAUUAUUUCCAUGGUCAAUUUGCUGAUUAUUUUCCAGAUUAAUCACGGAAAUGUAUGAAACAUCAAAAAAUUGUCAAAAACACAACUUUUCAGAUCCCAAAGCAAUGUCCUGAAAAACCUGUUUGUGGGAUGUUGAUUUAUGCAAACAGUCAUCAAUAGUUUCCCACCACAAACAUUGAUUUGUAAUUUUUUUUUUGUGAAGCUGAAAUCAGCAAAUAUUUGGGGAAAAAACCGACAAAGUUAAUCCACUAGCAACAAAUCUGCAGCUUCAUUGUAUUUAUGUUAAGUGAUCAACUGAUAAAACGUCGUGGCCUUGAAAGAGACUGAGAAAUGUUGUUUUUUUUCUAAAUUUAACGGGACUGUUUAACCACUAUUUUCUUUCCUGCUACCUGUGCAUUCAACUGUGGGAUAAUAAACUGGGUUUUGUACUUGUACUGAUUGUCUGAAAUAUAUUUAAUUUUGUUGCUUUUCAAGUGUGAGCGCUUCCUGUAAUCUGGACGUGCGUCACAGCUACAGUCUGUGUUUUGCCACUGUGAUGAAUCUGCUGAAAAAUGAUCCUGUGUCGCCGCGCUGGUCUCAGGUCUCGUAGCCACGGUAACCCAUAAGUGCCCCCCCCCCCUCCCUGAUGCUGAAAUGUCUACCGCUGCUCCUGUCUUAAAAAAUGUGCUUUAAAUAGACCAAGCUGUGAAUACAAACACAUGCAUUGAGUAUACGAGUGAUGACACACGCUGUAUUUUAAACAGUAUAUUCAAAUCAACUCCAUGACUUUUUGUUGCAGUGGAAUCUUUUACCAUUUCACUAUACUUGUGUAAAUGUUUGCGCUGCAUGGAGCCAUGUAGUCAAAGUCAUUUAGAAUUGUUCAGUCAGUGACAGUAAAAUUCAGCUUUAUACGAUUUAGAUUCUAUUGAUAGAACUUAUUCCAGUCCUGCAUCAGAGGCCGGUUACAGUCAUCACCCACACAUGAUCCAUAAAAGCUUUCCUCUCUCCUCUUGUAUAAAAGGACCAUAAACUAAUAAGCAUUCACAAUUUCAUUUGUUUUCUCAUCUGUAGCUGUUGAAGCUAACGUGUUGUCAUUGAUCGGUGUUUAAAGGGCGAUGGUGCCACUUAAUGUGUUAUCAUUGAUGUCGGGUGGUGUGGAGUCAGAUCUGUGGGACAAGGGCUGUUUAUAACUUGCCCUCAUUUGCUUUCUGAACAGUUUUUUAAAUUUUUACAUAAUUUGUAUGAUUAGAAGAAAUGUGAUUUCUGCAUUGUUUUUGUGACAGGAGCCAUGUCAUACAUUUUACUGACAUUAUGUUUCUUUAGUUCCUUACUCAGAUAUCAAUAAUGAGAGUGACUGUUUGAUGAGGUUGCCAAAGAUUUGUCGGGACCAGACUGUAGUCAGAUCUCUCUCAGGUAUCCCUAUAAUGCUAAUGUGCAGUAUUUCCCUAACUAAAGAUUGCAGUGGAGUGAAACCGCUCACAUGACUAUCAUCUGCUGCUUCCUGCAGGAAUGAUGACACAGUGUGGGACGAUGCGAUUUGAAGAAUGUAAUUUGUGUGUUUUUUUUUAAUGCUGUGGCUGCCACAUAGUGAGAAUUCAUAUGUUCAUAAUAAAACAACAGUCGAGACUG
Molecule: messenger RNA, 3822 nt
Organism: Limanda limanda (common dab)
Lineage: Eukaryota; Metazoa; Chordata; Actinopteri; Pleuronectiformes; Pleuronectidae
Gene: rnf26
Product: ring finger protein 26
Exons: 1
Coding region: 435-1721 (428 amino acids)
Biological process (GO): protein ubiquitination; ubiquitin-dependent protein catabolic process
Molecular function (GO): ubiquitin protein ligase activity
Source: RefSeq, a predicted model, not a curated record